AGCGCGCUGGGCCACGCCACAAGAGCAGGAAGGCAGGAUGCUGUCGAGACCGAAGCCUGGGGAGUGCGAGGCAGACCUGCUGCACUUCCAGCAGCAGUUCCUGGCGGCCAGAGCAUCGCCCGCAGUGAAGAUUGUGAAGAAAGCAGACAAGAGGAAGGGGAAGGAAGGGAGCAGAGAUGCUGAGAGGCCCCCGCUGCAGGACAGCAAGGAUGUGGUCAUGCUGGAUGAUUUUCCAGAUGUUCCUCCAGCUCUAACUCCAGCUCCUCCGAAAAAGUCCAAGGUCAAAAGUGCCCGUGUCCACUUUGAAAAUGAAGAUCCAGAGGAAAGGCUGGAGAGUCAUGAUCAGCACAUCACAGCAGUCUUGAGCAAAAUUAUCGAACGAGACACAAGUGCGGUUGCAGUGACCAUGCCAGUGCCAACAGGAGAUCCGUUUCCCAGGACGUUUCACCGCUCAGAGAUAAAAAGUGAGGUGAAGGUGGGAUCUGGAAGAAAAAGCAUCUUUGCACAGAAGAUCGCAGCAAGAAGAGCCGCGGAAAAGGCAGCGGCAGCUCCCUCUGCUGCUGAGCCUAUGUGGUCGGGAGCAGAUCCUGUGGGUUCCCCGGCUCCUGAGGAGGCGGUGGGAGAGGCAGCACCCCCCAGACACGGGGAUGAUGAAACUGUUGACUUCUUGACCUCUCGGCGGCCCUGUAUUAUAACAGGAGAGGGCCUUGGAAGCGAAAAGAGUGAGCAGGAAGUUCAGGCUAUUCACAAGGAGAACUUGAAGAAGCUGCAGUCCAUGUCCCAGGAAGAGAUCUUGCAGGAGCGAGAGAGGCUUCUGGCUCAGUUGGAUUCCAAUUUAGUUGCUUUCUUAAAGUCACGACGUGGUGGUAAUGAAGAUCAGCAGAAAAAGGGAUUAAAAAAGGAGCAGAACAGACCAGAGGAGUCUUUGGAAACAGUACCUAUGGCUCAAGACAGUGUAGGAGUGUCUCCUUCCUUACAGCGUUCAGACAUGGAAGAGUCUCUAAUGAAGGAAGAAAAUACAAAAGUAGAAAUCACAGAUGAGAUUCUGCCUGUGAAGCCCAAGAAGGAAUGGAUUCACAUGGACAAUGUGGAGUUUGAGAAGCUGGAAUGGAUGAAAGAUUUACCUCCACCACGGCAGAAGAAAACCAAAAAGGGAAUGCAAGCUAGAUUCAGUUUGAAAGGAGAGCUGAUUCCUGCAGAUGCUGAUUUACCUACUCAUCUAGGCCUGCAUCACCAUGGAGAGGAGGCAGAGAGAGCUGGUUAUACUCUCCAAGAGCUCUUCCAUUUAUCUCGCAGCCAAGUUAUUCAACAGAGGACCCUGGCUCUACAGAUCUUGGGUCGUAUUGUUCAAAAGUCCAAGGCUGGGGAGUUCGCAUCCUCCUUGAAGGGCAGUGUUGUGCGUCUGCUCCUUGAUGCUGGGUUUCUCUUCUUGCUGCGCUUUUCCUUGGAUGAUGCAGUGGAUAAUGUCAUGGCAGCAUCUGUUGCUGCUCUCCGGGCUCUCCUGGUGUCACUCGAUGAUGAGAAAUAUCUUGAUUGGACUUUCUCGUGGUAUCAAGGAAUGGCUGCAUUCCCCUUCGUCCCCAACAGUGAAGAGGAAGACGAGGAUGAAGAGGAUGAAUUAACUGGAACUGAGAAGUCUCAUGGCAAAAAAUCAAAAGAUGAAAACAAGCCAGAUGCAGAUGUGGCUCGAUAUGAUGUUGUAAAAGGACUUUUGAAGACGCGGAUCCAGCACCGGUUGAGGUACAUCCUUGAGGUGGUACGACCUGUUCCGACUGUAGUCCUGGAUAUCCUGCACAUUCUCACCCAUAUAGCGAGGCACUCCUCUGAGGCAUGCAGCCAGCUGCUUGACUGUCCUCGGUUGAUUGAGACCAUUGUCAGGGAAUUUCUCCCCACACAGUGGGAUCCCCGAGUGGCUGAACCGGGGUGUUUGCUCACCAGUGUCCACGGAGUUCCUUGUGCCAGCGCUAUGAAGUUCCUCAGGGUGUUGGCAUCUGGAGGCCGAAAUGCAGCAGCCCGGAUGCUCAACAAACUUGAAAUGAAGAGUCGGUUAAGUCGAUUUGUAGCAGAAGACCCUCUGGACCUGCUCCUGCCGAGGGAAGAAGCCAUCAGGCUGAGCACGGAAGCUUUUCGCCUGUGGGCUGUGGCUGCUGCCUAUGGCCAGGCCUGUGACCUUUACAGGGAUCUCUACCCGGUGCUGGUGAGGAUUCUGCAGUCUCUGCCCGAGUUGCUUGGCGCUUGCCAUGAGAAGAGCCCCCUGCUCGAGCUGUCCGUGCAGCGGGCCGCGGCGCUGGUCACCCUGCUGACCCACGUGACGCAGAUGGCAGGCUGCGCUGCGGAGCUGCAGGCCCAGCAGAGCAGUAAUGCUUCAGAAGAUGAGGAGCAGAUUCCUCCUCCACCAGUAAUGUGGAAUCAAGUGUCAAACUUGCGGCCUUUCCUUGAGACAAGUCUGAAAAUAAUCCUCCAGGAGAUAUCCCAGACAGAAACUUGGCAAGCCCUCCAGCCUCUAACCACAACUUACAUGAUCUACCUGGGAGUUUAUUACAGAGCUUGCAGUCAACAGCCAUCAGUCAAUCCAAUUGACUGUUUAGAGGACCUGGAACACUUGACAUGCGAGGUGCUGUUGCCCCUUCUCAGCCAGCCAGCCAUGCACAGCAUGUGGGAUUUGCUCAGGCCGUGUUCUGCUUUGUGCAAUCCUCUAUCCUGUGCCCCAGCACCGGAGUCUGUGGCCAGCAUUGUGUCUUUGAGCUGCACUGGAGGCAAACCUCCCCUGAGCCUCGUUGGCUCCAAGUCACCUUUCCCCUUCCUCACUGCCCUCCUUUUUCUCAUUGGUAGCAUCACACACGUUCACAAAGGGCUGAUCAUCAAGUACAGCUCAGUGCUGGACUUCAAAGGCUUGAAGGAUUAUCUGCAUCGGAGCUGGCAGUCUGGACCUCCCUCUGUAACACCGUCAUCUGCGUGGAUGCUGCGCCACGAAUAUCAUCUGCAGUACUGGGUGCUAACGUUGGCUCGGAGAAUGGCAGAUGCUGGUCCGGAUUACGCCGCGCAGGCCGCCCUCCAUCACUGCGCCGCCAUGGCGCUGCUGAGCCGGCUCCUGCCGGGGAGUGAGCAUCUGGCUCACGAGCUCCUCUCGGUUCUUGCCUUUAAUCCAGAGUUUUUCCCUGAAGGGAAAGCUGGAGGGCCGGAAGCAGCUGACUUCUCUGAUAUCCUGCACCUGGGUACGAGUGCCAAACUAGCACAGCCUGACUCUGCAGCAGCAUUUUUUUCCAAGCCCACCCGUGGUCUCCUGCUGAGAGAAUCGUACCAGAAUCUGCGUUUCAUCCGCUCCUGCUACCUCUCGCACUUUGCUCGCUUGCAGCCUACACUUUGGCGUUCCCAGGCUUCCUACCAAGGACAGAAUUACCUCAUCCAGUCCAUGCUGCUUCCUGAGAUCAGAGGGCCCAUCCUGCCUUCAGACUGGCCAUUCUUCCCUCUUAUCAGCCUCUACAAUAAAGUGACUAAUGCAGAGACACAGGGGGCUGUGCUGAACACUCUCCCACUUGAUCUGGUCAACACUGUGAGCUGGAACCUGCAAUGGGUCUUGUUACUGGAAACCUGGCGUGCUAAAAUCCUUCAGAGCAUCCCCACUGCAGCCAAGCUUGCACGGCUUAUGUGUGUCUUCCUCACAGGUGGUGACCUCUUUCUGGAAGCACCAAUCCACUGCUACACAGCUGCCCUCCUCUCUAUAUAUUGCCAGCCCAAAACACUGGACUCCCUGAACUUGGAUGCUCCUCUCCCUGGCGUGGCUUCAUUUCAUGAUCUCUACACGAGUCUCCUGGAGCAGUUUGAAGGUGUCUCCUUUGGAGAUCCCCUCUUUGGAGCCUUUAUUCUCCUACCUCUGCAGAGGCGUUUCAGCAUUCAUCUGCGGCUCUCUGUCUUUGGGGAGCACACAAGUAUCCUGAGGGCACUGGGGGUGCCACUUCAGCAGUUCCCCGUGCCUCUGGAGCGAUAUACCGACCCUCCUGAGGAUAACUUGAACCUGCUGCGACUCUACUUCCGAACACUUGUCACUGGAGCUCUGCGCCACACCUGGUGCCCUGUCCUUUAUGUGGUUGCUGUGGCUCACGUGAACAGCUUUAUUUUCUCCCAAGACAGCACAACACAGGAGAAUGAUGCUGCUCGCAAAAGCACGCUGCGGAAGACAUGGCUCCUGGUGGAUGAGACCCUGAAGAAGCACCUUCUCUACUACAAAAUGCUGAAUGCAGAGAGCCCUUUGGGAUUUGAUCUUUAUGAACAGCUGCCUCCUCUGCGAUUGAAGUACCUGCAGAUAGUGACACAGAAAAAAAAUAAGGAGACUGUAUCGGUUCUAGUCUCAUAGCAAAGCACUUGUGUAAGAGGAGGGCCAAGGGGAAGAACGGA
Molecule: messenger RNA, 4395 nt
Organism: Tinamus guttatus (white-throated tinamou)
Lineage: Eukaryota; Metazoa; Chordata; Aves; Tinamiformes; Tinamidae
Source: RefSeq, a predicted model, not a curated record